Molecule: messenger RNA, 1074 nt
Organism: Mya arenaria
Lineage: Eukaryota; Metazoa; Mollusca; Bivalvia; Myida; Myidae
Product: GATA zinc finger domain-containing protein 4-like
Exons: 11
Coding region: 1-1074 (357 amino acids)
Source: RefSeq, a predicted model, not a curated record
AUGAUCGCUAACGGACUUCUUCUCGUGUGCUGUGUGGCCAUUUCACAGGCCUUCAUGGUGGUGCCAGUGCCAAAGAAGAUUAUCCCAGUUGUGAAGAAAGUCCCAGUCAAGAUCCCAGUGAAACAGCCAGUCUUCAUUCACAGGCAGUUCCCAGUGAAAGUACCAGUCUACAUCGAGAGACAGAUCAAGGUCCCAGUCUACAUUGAACGUGAAAUGCAAGUUCCAUACCCCGUCCCCGCUGUCGGUGGUUAUCACGGUGGUGUUGGCGGCGGUGUUGGUGGUGGUGUCGGUGGUGGUAUCGGCGGUGGUAUCGGCGGUGGUGUCGGUGGUGGUGCCGGCGGAAUCAACGUUGGCGUUCUUUCCCAGAUCAGCGACGCUGACAGCGUUAACCUGAACGUCAACACCGGAGUUGGCGUUGGCAGCCGUGGAUUCGGCAACAACGGAUUUGAUAACAACAACGGAUUUGACAACAACAACGGAUUUGACAACAACAACAACGGAUUCAACAACAACGGUUUCAACAACAACAGAUUCAACAGACCAAUCGUGAAGAAAGUCCCAAUCAAGAUCCCAGUGAAAGUUCCAAUUUACAUCGAGAAGAAGGUCAAUGUCCCAGUCUACAUUGAACGUGAGGUACAUGUCCCAUACCCCGUUCACGUUGGCGGCGGCGGCGGUGGUGGCGUAUCCAUUGACUUGCAGACCCAAAUUGCUGACGCAGACCAUGUGGUCAUAGAUGGAAGCAGAUUAGGAAACAAUAACAAUAACAACAAUAAUGGUUUCGGAUUCAACAACAACAACAACAAUGGAUUUGGUUUUAAUAACAACAAUGGCAUCGGAUUUGACAACAAUGGAUUCAACAACAAUGGAUUCAACAACAAUGGAUUCGAGAAUCGGUUUAACAACAACAAUAACGGAUUGGGAUUCGACAAUAAUGGUUUCUUCGGCGGCAACGGAUUCAACAACAACGGAUUCAACAACAACAACGGAUUCAACAACAACAACAGAUUCGACAACAAUAACAGAUUCAACAACAACAACAACAGAUUCGACAACAAUAGAUUCAACUUCCGUUAA